GAGAGUGAGUUGAGAAAAGAGAUGGAACAAACGGGAACGGUGGUCGUUGAGAAAGUGGGAGACAAGUCAACAGUCACAAGGUGCUACUCAAAGUAUCCUCUUAAAUUCAUCGUACCAAAAAAGUUGGGCAACUCCAAAACUGAUGCUGUUUGGAUUUACACCCUCACAUAUGGUGGUGGCAUUGUCUCUGGAGAUUCUAUUUCAUGUGAUUUCACAAUUGGUGACGGCUGCACUACUGUCUUGACUACCCAAGCUUCCACAAAGGUCUACAAGUCUCUGGGAUCAAAGUGCUCAGUGCAAGUCUUGGAGGCGAGAGUGGGGAACAAUGCCCUUUUGGCUGUAAUCCCAGAUCCAGUUACAUGUUUUUCCACGGCUAGGUACACUCAGAAACAAGUCUUUAGGAUGUUGAGUGACGCGAGUUUGAUCGUUGUUGAUUGGGUCACUAGUGGGCGCCAUGAAAGUGGUGAAAAAUGGGAUUUUGAUCUGUAUAAGAGUACCAAUCACAUAUUCCUAGAAGACAAUGAACCUCUGCUUCUUGAUACGGUACUUCUAGAAAAAGGAAGCAUGCCUUCUAUUGUAGAGCGCAUGCAGGAGUACCAAGUGGUUGCCAUGGUUAUAUUUUGGGGGCCAAAGAUGAAACACAUUCAAAACCAAGUCCAAGAAGAAGUGAGGAGGAUGAUGACUGAGCAGUUACAAUUUUAUUCUCCUGCAUCAGCUCAACGAAUGAAAAGAAGUUCCACUUGUUGCACGAACAAACCGAACUUUAUUGUUUCUUCAAGUGUCUUUGGUCCUCAGGGAAAAGGAGUCGUCGUUCGAAUAGUUGCCACAACAACUGAAUCAGUUUACACGUUCCUACAACAUCAAUUGGCUGGCUUGGAACCACUACUUGGACUAUCACCAUAUCAUUGAAUUUUCAGAGAAUGUAUUAUAAUGCAUAUUUUACUUUUUCUUGUUAUUGGUCUAUUUUUACAUAGAUCUCAAGUUCUCUAGGUUCUCAUUUAUAGAAUAACCUGUAUACGAAA
Morus notabilis is the source of this 1022-nucleotide messenger RNA. RefSeq names its product urease accessory protein D. The transcript is spliced from 8 exons. Gene Ontology annotation, molecular function: nickel cation binding. NCBI's taxonomy places the organism in Eukaryota, Viridiplantae, Streptophyta, Magnoliopsida, Rosales, Moraceae. The record is from RefSeq and is a predicted model, not a curated record. Bases 22 to 909 code for a protein of 295 amino acids.